Betta splendens (Siamese fighting fish) is the source of this 8806-nucleotide messenger RNA. It is a transcript of the gene myo7aa, whose product is annotated as myosin VIIAa. The record is from RefSeq and is a predicted model, not a curated record. Gene Ontology annotation, cellular component: myosin complex; cytoskeleton. Gene Ontology annotation, molecular function: cytoskeletal motor activity; ATP binding; protein binding. Lineage: Eukaryota; Metazoa; Chordata; Actinopteri; Anabantiformes; Osphronemidae.
UGCUCUCCUGACACUCCUGACCUCCCGGUCCUGAGCUCAGGAAUGCCCUCGGCGAAAAAGCUGGCUUAAACAACCAUGCGGAUGAUUCGUUGUGGCCAAAGGAGUUACCUAGUCGUAAUUUGUGGUGUUUUUUCUAGUUUGACCCAGUAACACCAGCAGCUGAAGCACCUCCAUAAUAAUGUGUUACGUCAGUCAAUAGGUGUUGUUCAGCUGAUCUGGAGCCUGAAGGACGCCCUGUUGGGAUGUUGUUGUGUGGCAUGACUGAAACCUAAAGUCAAACACGUUGCUGCUUAAACUGUUCUCUUUAAUUUUGUGUAAGAGCUUCUCAGCAUUUUGUGGAACCUGAACCGAUCAUUUUUACUGUGUUGGUUUUUAUGUCACUUGUAGCUGUUUGUGUGUCUGAUUACCACCUCCUGCGUUGUGCUUCAUCACCCCCCACUGACUCUGUAACAGGGAUCAGUGAAAUGAGCUGCUUGUGGUAUCAGAGGGAAGGAGAGUCAUAGGGAGGAGGAGGGAGGCACUUGGUCCUUACAAGAAAACAGAAAGUAGCUGAGCCACAGAGGGAGGAUCUGCGUGAAGGGAGAACAUGAAGCUGUGAAUCAUCUUCCUCCAGCUGCUUCCACUGGAGACGGACCCUCGCUCCUCGUCUUCCUCCAUCCAGCAGAAGGACAGGAACCAGAGCCAUGGUGAUUCUGCAGCAGUAAAUGCACAUGGUUACCAUGGCAACGGGCACAAACAGAAAAGGACCUGAUUGGCCACUGGAUGGCUGGGACCCAGACCUACGGCGCCUCAGCUACAGAUACACCACCCUGAUCCAGUAAUGGCUCAGAAACCCAACACCAGGGAACACACCUGAGGAAGCGACACCUUGUUGCCAGGGGCGACGCGAGGUUGUGGGUUGAGUGGAGGGAGAGGAGGACGGUCCACUGUCUCAGAGCCUGUGGACGGAUGGAUUUAUUUCACAUGAGCUGAUAUUCUUCGUUGGAUCGUCUGAAACACACUUUUCCAGGAUGUGCUUCCCUGCUUCUCGUCUGUGAUCCUGAUCAGUUUUUCCUGAGCAGAGCAGCUUGUGAAUGUGCUGCAGUGGAGCUUUCUGCCCUGUGGACUAGACCAGAGUGUGACAACGAGCUUCUGACUCCACACGUCAUGUACAGACGUCGGGACUAUGUGGACCUGUAUGAGAAGGAUCAGGCCAAAUGGGCGCUGAUCCGCAACGUCAACACUGUGAUGAAGCAAAGCACGCUACUGCCGGGCGACUACGUAUGGCUGGACCUGAAAACUGGUCGGGAGUUCGAAGUGCCGGUCGGCGCCGUGGUGAAGCUUUGUGACUCGGGACAGAUCCAGGUUGUGGACGAUGAGGCAAACGAGCACUGGAUCUCCCCUCAGAACGCCGCAAACAUCAAACCCAUGCAUCCCACCUCCAUCCACGGCGUGGAGGACAUGAUCCGCCUCGGAGACCUCAACGAAGCCGGCAUCCUCCGCAACCUGCUCAUCAGAUACAGAGAGAAGCUCAUUUAUACGUACACGGGCUCCAUCCUGGUGGCGGUAAAUCCUUACCAGCUGCUGCCCAUCUACGCGGCCGACCAGAUCCGCCUCUACACCAACAAGAAGAUCGGUGAAAUGCCGCCGCACAUCUUUGCCAUCGCUGACAACUGUUACUUCAACAUGCAGAGGAACAACCGCGACCAGUGCUGCAUCAUCAGUGGAGAGUCUGGAGCAGGAAAGACUGAGAGCACUAAACUGAUCCUUCAGUUCCUGGCAGCCAUCAGCGGCCAGCACUCCUGGAUAGAGCAGCAGGUCCUGGAGGCCAACCCCAUACUAGAGGCAUUUGGCAAUGCUAAAACAAUCCGGAACGACAACUCGUCUCGCUUUGGGAAAUACAUCGACAUCCAUUUCAACAAGCGCGGAGCUAUCGAGGGAGCGAAGAUCGAGCAGUACCUGCUGGAGAAGUCCAGGGUCUGUCGACAGGCUCACGAUGAGAGGAACUACCACAUCUUCUACUGCAUGCUGAGAGGCAUGACUGCAGACGAGAAGAAGAAGCUGGGGCUGAGCAAGGCCACGGACUACACCUACCUGACCAUAGGCAACUGUACGGUGUGUGACGGUCGAGACGAUAUGAAGGAGUACUCCAACAUCCGCUCUGCGAUGAAGGUUCUGAUGUUCACCGACAAGGAGAACUGGGAGAUUUCUAAACUGCUGGCUGCGAUUCUACACUUGGGAAACCUCAGAUAUGAAGCUCGCACCUAUGACAACCUGGAUGCCUGUGAGGUGGUGCGCAGCCCUCACCUCAGCACUGCUGCCACGCUGCUGGAGGUGGAUGCCAAGGAUCUGAUGAACUGUCUGACCAGCCGCACUCUGAUCACCAGAGGAGAGACCGUGUCCACGCCGCUCAGCAUGGAGCAGGCUCUGGACGUACGCGACGCUUUUGUCAAGGGUAUUUAUGGUCGACUCUUCGUGUGGAUUGUGGAGAAGAUCAACGCGGCCAUCUACAAGCCUCCAUCAUCUCAGCCCAAAAAUCUGAGGCGCUGCAUCGGGCUGCUGGACAUCUUUGGCUUUGAGAACUUCACUGUAAACAGCUUCGAGCAGCUCUGCAUCAACUUCGCCAACGAGAACCUGCAGCAGUUCUUCGUCCGCCACGUCUUCAAACUGGAGCAGGAGGAGUACAACCUGGAGCACAUCAACUGGCAGCACAUCGAGUUCACCGACAACCAGGACGCGCUGGACAUGAUCGCCAUCAAACCCAUGAACAUCAUCUCGCUCAUCGAUGAGGAGAGCAAGUUCCCCAGGGGCACAGACUCCACCAUGCUCAACAAGCUCAACUUCCAGCACAAACUCAACACCAACUACAUCCCUCCAAAGAACAACUACGAGACUCAGUUUGGCAUCCAGCACUUCGCUGGAGUGGUUUACUACGAGACCAGAGGUUUCCUGGAAAAGAACAGAGACACUUUAUACGGUGACAUCAUCCAGCUGGUUCACUCCUCCAAGAACAAGUUCAUCAAGCAAAUAUUCCAGGCUGAUGUUGCUAUGUUUCUGUGUGGCUAUACUCCUGCUAGUUCACCGCCUGCCAGCACAGCCAGCAAGGGAGCCGAGACCAGGAAGCGCUCGCCGACCCUGAGCAGUCAGUUCAAGAGAAGCCUGGAGCUGCUGAUGAGGACUCUGAGCGUGUGUCAGCCCUUCUUCGUCCGCUGCAUCAAACCCAACGAGCACAAGAAGCCGAUGUUGUUCGACAGGGAGCUGUGUGUGCGUCAGCUGAGGUACUCCGGUAUGAUGGAGACCAUCCGUAUCCGACGGGCCGGUUACCCCAUCCGCUACACCUUUGUGGAGUUUGUGGACCGCUACCGGGUUCUGAUGCCUGGAGUCAAGCCAGCGUACAAACAGGAGGACCUGAGGGGGACCUGUCAGAGGAUCGCUGAGGCAGUGCUGGGCAGAGACGACGACUGGCAGAUGGGGAAGACAAAGAUCUUUCUCAAGGAUCACCACGACAUGCUGCUUGAGAUAGAGAGAGACAAGGCCAUCACUGACAAGGUCAUUCUCAUCCAAAAGGUGGUUCGAGGGUUUAAGGACAGAUCGAACUUCCUGAAAAUGAGAAAAUCAGCAGUUUUGGUCCAGAAAACAUGGAGAGGUUAUUACUGCAGGAAGAACUAUGGAGCUAUGCGUGCGGGCUUCUCCCGCCUCCAGGCUCUGGUUCGUUCCAGGAAGUUGUGUGCGUCCUAUCAUGUGGCUCGUCAGCGUAUUACGGCUUUCCAGGGUCGCUGUCGUGGCUUCUUGGUGCGUCGAGCAUUCCGACAUCGACUUUGGGCCGUCAUCACCAUUCAGGCCUACACCAGAGGCAUGAUCGCUCGCCGUCUUUACAGGAGGCUGAAAGGAGAGUACCGCCGGAGGCUGGAGGCAGAGAAGAUGCGCUUGGCUGAGGAGACCAAACUAAGAAACCAGAUGUCUGCAAAGAAGGCGAAAGCUGAGGCUGAACGCAAACACCAGGAGCGUCUGGCCCAGUUGGCCAAGGAGGAUGCCGAGCGGGAAAAGAAAGAGAAGGAGGAUGCUCGGAAGAAGAAGGAGCUGGUGGAGCAGAUGGAGAAGGCCCGGGCUGAGCCUGUCAACGACUCAGACAUGGUGGAUAAGAUGUUCGGCUUCCUGGGCACCACAAGCUCGUUCCCGGGCCAGGAGGGACAAGCCCCCGCCGGCUUCGAGGACCUGGAGAAGACCCAUCAUGAGCUGGACGAGGAGGAUCUGGACGAGGCCCUUCCUCUGCCCGAGGACGACGAAGAGGACGAUUUAUCAGAGUACAAGUUUGCCAAGUUUGCUGCCACCUACUUCCAGGGCACCACUACGCACACCUACAUCAGACGGCCUCUCAAGCAGCCUCUGCUGUUCCAUGAUGACGAGGGAGAUCAGCUGGCUGCUCUGGCUGUGUGGAUCACUGUGCUGAGGUUCAUGGGAGAUCUGCCAGAGCCCAAGUAUCACACGGCCAUCAGUGACGGGAGCGAAAAGAUCCCAGUUAUGACUAAAAUCUACGAGACGCUUGGAAAGAAGACGUACAAGAGAGAGCUGCAGGCGCUGCAGGGGGAGGGGGAGGCGCCUCAUGCUGACCACAAGAAGAACAGCGUCCGACACAAACUGGUGUCCCUCACUCUGAAGAAGAAGUCCAAGAUCACUGAGGAAGUGACAAAACGCUUGAACGACGGCGAGUUUGGUUUACAUGGCAACAGCAUGUUGGAGGACCGGCCGACGUCCAACCUGGAGAAACUCCACUUCAUCAUCGGCAACGGGAUCCUGAGACCUGCACUAAGGGAUGAGAUCUACUGUCAGAUCUGCAAGCAGCUCAGUCAGAACCCAUCCAAAAGUUCUCACGCUCGCGGAUGGAUCCUCAUCUCGCUGUGCGUUGGCUGCUUUGCUCCUUCAGAAAAGUUUGUCAAGUACCUGAGGAACUUCAUCAGCAGCGGGCCGCCAGGCUACGCUCCGUACUGUGAGGAGAGACUGAGGCGAACCUUUGUCAAUGGGACGAGAACACAGCCUCCGUCCUGGCUGGAGCUGCAGGCCACUAAGUCGAAGAAGCCCAUCAUGCUGCCGGUUACAUUCAUGGACGGCACCACCAAGACUCUGCUGACGGACUCGGCCACCACAGCCACGGAGCUCUGCAACUCCCUGGCUGACAAAAUCAACCUGCGGGACCGAUUUGGGUUCUCCCUAUACAUUGCACUGUUUGACAAGGUGUCGUCUUUAGGAAGCGGCAGCGACCAUGUGAUGGAUGCUGUGUCGCAGUGCGAGCAGUAUGCCAAGGAGCAGGGAGCCCAGGAGAGGAACGCGCCCUGGAGGCUGUUUUUCAGGAAGGAGAUCUUUACACCCUGGCACAAUCCCAAUGACGACCAGGUCGCCACCAACCUCAUCUACCAGCAAGUCAUCAGGGGCGUCAAGUUUGGAGAGUACCGCUGUGACAGGGAUGACCUGGCAGAGCUGGCUGCUCAGCAGUACUAUGUUGACUACGGUUCUGAGAUCCUUCUGGAGCGUCUGCUCAGCCUCGUCCCCUCCUACGUCCCAGACAGAGAGAUCAGCACGUCAAGGACCGUGGAGAAAUGGGCUCAUUUCAUCAUGGCCGCACAUAAAAAGGGCAUCUACACCCAGAGGAGGUUCGACCCUCACAAGGUAAAGGAGGAAGUGGUGGACUUUGCUCGCCACAAGUGGCCUCUGCUCUUCUCUCGCUUCUAUGAAGCCUUCAAAUUCUCAGGUCCCAGUCUGCCUAAAAACGAUCUGAUCGUCGCCGUUAACUGGACUGGAGUUUACUUUGUAGACGAGCAGGAGCAGGUCCUCCUAGAGCUGUCCUUCCCAGAAAUCACUGCAGUGUCCAGCAGCAGGGGAGGAAAGCUGCAGGGCCAGAGCUUUACGUUGGCAACGAUCAAGGGAGAGGAGUACACCUUCACCUCCAACAACUCGGAGGACAUCCACGACCUGGUCGUCACCUUCCUGGAAGGCCUGAGGAACAGGUCCAAGUUUGUGGUUGCACUGCAGGACAACCCAAACCCGACUGGGGAGGAGUCAACGUUCCUCAGCUUUCUGAAGGGAGACCUGAUCGUGUUGGACCAGGACACUGGGGAGCAGGUCCUCACUUCAGGCUGGGCUCAUGGCAUCAACGAAAGAAGCAAUCAGAGAGGAGACUUCCCAGCCGACUGCGUCUACGUGCUGCCCUCCAUGACCCGGCCCCAGCAGGAGAUAGUGACGCUGGUCACCAUGACACCAGACCAGCGGCAGGAGUCCGUCCGCAUUUCACAGCUCGUCCUGCCAGAGAGCGACGAACGAGUGAAACCCUACACGCUGGAGGAGUUCUCCUACGACUACUUCCGGCCCCCACCCAAACACACCCUCAGCAGAGUGAUGGUCACUAAGAAUCGUGGGAAGGACAAACUAUGGAGCUGCACUCGAGAACCACUCAAGCAGCCGCUGCUGAAGAAGGUGGUGAACCACGAGGAGCUGGCGCAGGACGCCUGCAUGUCCUUCAUCGCUAUGAUGAAGUACAUGGGUGACUACCCAUCCAAGAGGAGCCGCUCGGUCAACGAGCUCACAGACCAGAUCUUUGAAGGAGCUCUGAAGGCGGAACCUCUGAAGGACGAGAUCUACAGUCAGAUCAUCAAACAGCUGACUGACAACCACGUUAAGUACAGUGAGGAGAAAGGCUGGGAGCUGCUGUGGUUGUGUACGGGUCUGUUUCCUCCCAGUAACGUGCUGCUGCCACACAUCCAGCGCUUCCUGCAGUCGAAGAAGCACCACCCGCUGUCUGCAGACUGCAUGCAAAGGCUGCAUAAAGCCCUACGUAAUGGCGCCAGGAAGUAUCCUCCUCAUUUAGUGGAAGUGGAGGCCAUCCAACAUAAGACAACCCAGAUUUUCCACAAAGUUUACUUCCCUGACGAUACAGACGAGGCAUUUGAGGUGGAGUCUAGCACCAAAGCCAAGGAUUUCUGUCAGAACAUCUCAGCCAGGCUUUUGCUCAAAUCUCCUGAAGGAUUCAGCCUCUUUGUCAAGAUCUCAGACAAGGUGAUCAGUGUCCCUGAGGGAGAUUUCUUCUUUGACUUUGUGAGACAUUUGACUGACUGGAUCAAGAAAUCCCGACCAGCUAAAGAUGGAAUUGUUCCAUCUCUGACCUAUCAGGUGUUCUUCAUGAAGAAGUUAUGGACCAGCACAGUUCCAGGGAAGGACUCCUUUGCUGACUCCAUCUUCCACUACUACCAGGAGCUGCCAAAGUACUUGCGUGGAUAUCACAAGUGUUCACGAGAAGAGGUUUUCCAACUCGCAGCACUUAUCUACCGUGUCAAGUUUGAGGAGGAUAAAUCCCACUUUCCCACAAUUCCUAAGAUUCUCAAGGAGCUGGUUCCCCAGGAUCUGAUCCGUGUGAUGUCACCAGAUGACUGGAAAAGGUCUGUGGUUGCGUACUUCAACAAGCAGGCUGGUAAAUCAAGGGAAGAGGCCAAACUGAUGUUCCUGAAGAUCAUCUACAAAUGGCCGACGUUCGGCUCAGCCUUUUUUGAGGUCAAGCAAACCACAGAGACCAGCUACCCUGAGAUCCUGCUGAUCGCCAUUAACAAGCACGGAGUCAGCCUCAUUGACCCAAAGGCCAAGGACAUCCUGACCACUCACCCCUUCACCAAGAUCUCCAACUGGAGCAGUGGCAACACCUACUUCCACAUCACCAUUGGGAACCUGGUCAGAGGAAGUAAACUGCUGUGUGAGACUUCACUGGGCUACAAGAUGGACGACCUUUUGACCUCGUACAUCAGCCAGAUGCUGACCACCAUGAACAAGCAGCGCUCCAGCCGGGGCCACACCAAGUGAACUUCUUACUGGCAGGAGGCUGUGGAGCUCAUCCGCCACCUGCGUCCCAUCGGUCACUACUGCAGCUGGGGGCGCACGUUUGCCCACCAGCUUUGGCGGAUGAGCCACAGUCCUUCUGCCAGCUCAGACGGGUCCAAGCUCACUGGGGAGAGUUCUGACCCGGGUGAAAGCUGCAGCCAUGGCCAGCAGUACAGCUUCUAUGACGAGGAUGAGCCGUCCAGUGAGGACGACUACCUCUGAGGUGUGGUCCAGUUCAGUCUGUACCGUCACUCCUCAUCGGACCCGGUCACAGCCAGUACAGGCCUCAGGUAACAGCAGCAGUCAUUCCAACACUUUGACCUGUAAAACCAUCUUCAUUCACCACAAAUCUAUAAUGAUGUUCUAUAAUGACCAGUAGUUGCUGCUGAUUCUUACUGUAUAUGAACGUGAAUUAUUAUAUCAAAGAUUUCUAUAAACCUUUUUAAAGUCGCAUUGAUCUGCUCAUGUGUCAUUUAUGAUUUUGCUUUUUAAAUAAUAUUUAGUUGACACUACUUGUUUAACAUUGUACAUUACUGUCCUGAUGUUUCCUGUUUUCCUGUGUUUAUUGCUAACCACAGGUUUCAGUCUUUUGUAGAAGAGGCUUGAUUUGAUGUUUUUUGUCCCUAUGAUUAGAUUGAGGUUUGGUCUGUUGGUGACUUGUCCCAUGUCAACAGUCUCGCGUUAAUUCAAAAAAAUGUAUUUAUUUCUGGGGAGAUGCAGUAGCUUUAAACUGCGGUUUGUUGAUCAGAGCUGCAUAUUUGCUAGAAGAGAAACUGGUCCGUGAAGAUUUAUUGAUUUAAUGAGUGACAUAAAUUCUUUGACCACCUGAUGAGUUUUAACGGUGCCAAUUACUUUUGUUUUUUUGCAUGUUUUGACGUUUAGUAUUUCUAACUGUAACUAAAAGUAGCUUUAACACCAGCUUUUUACUUUGUGCUUUGUAUUAAACAUUAAAGUUGUUUUGACUCGA